Messenger RNA from Thelazia callipaeda (thelaziosis nematode), 3000 nucleotides. The record is from the annotation of a GenBank genome assembly. Lineage: Eukaryota; Metazoa; Nematoda; Chromadorea; Rhabditida; Thelaziidae.
AUGAAUGAUCGCUUGCAAAAUCAUAGCGAUGGCAUUUCACCAGUAUCAUAUGGUGGUGUACUACCCAGAGAUACUAAUGAAUGUGUAGCAUCAGCAUUCACAAAUUCUGAUGCUGUUGGCGAUGUAAAAAAAAAGCCUGAUAAAGCACCACUUAUGACAGGUAUUUUGCGUUUGCUCAUUUUUUAUUUAUUGACUUCAAUUGUUGAUACUGUAUCGUUUUUUGUUGCAACAGUAGUGAUACAUCUAUAUCACUCACUUGAAUUACAAAUUGCAUCUUUACAUAGUAGUCAAAAGAUUUUUCCAUUUUUUAACAUUAGCAAUUUUUAUUGUUAUUAUAAGCCUGAAGUUCAGUACUUUGUAGAUUUGGCAGAUUUUGCUAAUGCAGUUGAGCCAAAUGGAUUAUCCACAUUAUCGGGUGUUUUUGCUCCUGUGGCAAUUUCAAUGUUCAGCGUUCUUUUGUUCCUCAGAAUGGGCUUUGUUGUCGGACAGUUGGGUUUUUUGCAAACAGUCACCCAACUUCUUCUUGCAUAUACUAUUGUUAUGUUAACCGUACUUUCACUAUGUGCUAUUUCUUCAAACGGUGCGAUCGAAGGCGGUGGAGUUUAUUAUAUGAUUAGCAGAUCACUAGGACCAGAGUUUGGUGGUGCUAUUGGAUUGCUGUUCUAUACGGCCAAUGUGUUUUCAUGUGCUUUAUACGUUUCCGGGUGCACAGAAGCUUUAUUAAACAACAUUGGUGACGGAAGUAUACCAUCAAGUGCUAGCUGGAAAUUUUUCUGCUGCGUGAUAGUUUCUUUUGUCCUUCUUUUGCUAUGCCUUCUUGGUGCUGGACUUUUCGCUAAAACUGCUCUUAUUACUUUUAGUGUCAUCACAUUUUGCUAUGCCUCGUUUUUAUUAUCGUCUUUUAGUGUUUCCGCAUUUGAUGUUUUGAUUCCGAAAACAAAUGAAAUCGCAUACUUGGUUCCAUCAAAUGCAUCCGAUCCAUUUUCCGAAAAAGUGCCAGAUUUUAAUCAGACCUUAAAAGCGCGUUAUACAGGAUUUAGAUUUGCAACUCUCGCAAACAAUAUGGCAGCAAAUUAUACUUUUGAUUACACAACGACAAAACCUACUGAUUUUGCUAUGAUGUUUGCAAUUAUAUUUAGCGGUAUUACCGGAUUAAUGGCUGGUGCUAAUAUGUCCGGUGAAUUGGCUCGUCCAUCGGUUUCCAUUCCACGUGGCACCGUACAAGCAGUUCUAGUCACUUUAUUUGUUUAUAUUAUUACAGCAUUUAUGCUGGCUGCCACUUGUAGUCGCCAACUACUCCAGUCUGAUUAUUCCGUCAUGAUGAGUGUAAAUAUUUCGCCAUUAUUUAUUCUCAUUGGUGUGUUUUCAACUACCUUAUUUUCGUCCAUGAGCAAUAUGAUCGGAGCAUCCCGUGUUUUGAAUCGCGUUGCACACGAUAAGCUAUUUGGCUGUUUGCUUCAUCCGGCAAAAAUUGAAAUUGGUACUGGAAAUCCUGUUGCUUCAGUGGUGAUAUCAUGGAUUUGCGUCGUGUUGGUUUUUUUGGUUGGUGCAAUGAAUAAAAUUGCUAAACUAACAUCAAUUUUCUUCUUGUUAUCAUAUAUGGGUGUAAAUAUUGCUUGCUUAGCUCUGGAAUUGACGAGUGCUCCUAAUUUCAGGCCGACUUUCAAGUUUUUCACUUGGCAUACUUGCGCCAUUGGUGUUGUAAGUACAAUUAUAAUGAUGCUAAUUAUUGAUGCUGCUAUGAGUGCUAUUGGUGUAAUUGUACUUCUUAUUUUAAUCAUAACUCUGCAUUAUCAGGCUCCAGCUGGAUCUUGGGGUUCAAUAUCUCAAGCUUUGAUUUAUCAUCAAGUACGAAAAUAUCUGCUUCUAUUAGAUGUUCGUAAGGAACAUGUGAAAUACUGGCGACCGCAGAUACUUCUUCUAGUUAGUCGUCCAGCUAGCGUGUGCCCCUUGAUGGAUUUUAUCAACGAUUUGAAGAAAAGUGGUCUAUAUGUAAUUGGUCACGUAAAAAAGGGUAGCAUGAAUGAUGGCAGUAUGGACUUGGAUCCUUUGCAUGAGGUGUUUCCAUAUUGGCUUUCUCUUGUCGAUUAUUUGAAACUAAAAGCUUUUGUCGAACUAACCAUUUCUAAGUCUGUGCGUGAAGGCAUCCAGCAGUUGAUGCGUCUAUCUGGUUUGGGAGCAAUGAAACCAAAUACUAUUGUUCUGGGAUUUCACGAAAAAUUUCCAUCAGAAACGACACUUGCUGAGUCCUGUCUUCUCAAAGAUCUCAGAUUCUCACGUAUUGAUCGAGCUGCUGUUGUCGAGUAUUUCACGGCUUCAGAUUACAUGCCACGAGAACUAAAUGGUUCAUGUGACCGCUUAAGUAGCGAAGAGUAUGUGCGCAUUUUGAAUGAUGUGAUUCAUCUGAAUAAAAAUUUGUGUAUUACAAGAUAUUUCAAUCGACUGGAUAGGGAUGUUCCGAGAGUUUGGAAUGGUCCCAAGAAAUUUAUUGAUGUCUGGCCAGUAUUUUUACAAAAACCAUGUGAAACAGGGCUUGGUUGGGGCAAUAGUUCCCUUUUCUUACUUCAAUUGGCUUGUAUAUUAUCGAUGAGUACCCGAUGGAAGUCUUCGUCAGUUUUGCGCGUCUUCAUUUGCAUAAAUAGUUUACAGGAUAUGAAAAGACGGAGACGACAACUAAAACAAAUGUUGGCCCAUCUUCGAAUAAAUGCCAAAUCACUUGUUACACCAUGGGAUCAUGUUGUUUGCCAUCUUGGGACCGAAAUUCCAUCUGCUCCACCAAGGGAAUCAGUUGACUUACCAUUGCCUUAUUUGACAGCUAUGAAUGAUUUGAUUAAGCAAUAUAGUGGUAAUGCGGCUGUUUGCUUGUUGAAUUUACCCACUCCACCGAAAGAUAUUUCGCACAGUGAACAGUAUCUAGAAGUAAUUAGAUAUUUGACAGAUGGAUUACCGCCCACAUUAUUAGUUCAUGGUCUUUCUUCAGUCAUAUCAACAACACUGUAA